Messenger RNA from Pneumocystis murina B123, 270 nucleotides. RefSeq lists its product as hypothetical. The transcript is spliced from 9 exons. The record is from RefSeq and is a predicted model, not a curated record. Bases 1 to 270 code for a protein of 89 amino acids. NCBI's taxonomy places the organism in Eukaryota, Fungi, Ascomycota, Pneumocystomycetes, Pneumocystales, Pneumocystaceae.
AUGAUUAAAAAAAUAAAAUUAUUUUAUUUUAAAUUGUUUGAAUAUGAAAAUCAUAAUUUAUAUAAUUUAUGUAAAAAUCAUUUUGAAGUUAUGAAAAAUAGGAAUUUAAAAUUAUCAAUGAUACAAUAUGAUUUUACUAUAUUUUUAGAGUAUUGGAAAUUACUUUUUUGUGAAAAUAAAAUAAAACUUGAUGUAAUCAUAAAUAAUUCUCCGAAACAUAUGGAAAUUUAUUAUUCACUAUGGAUUGAUAUUGGAAAAUUAAUUUUAUAA